Protopolystoma xenopodis is the source of this 711-nucleotide messenger RNA. The record is from the annotation of a GenBank genome assembly. Lineage: Eukaryota; Metazoa; Platyhelminthes; Monogenea; Polystomatidea; Polystomatidae.
AUGUUUAAAGACUCUGUUGGUGCGAUGGGCGCUUCCCUACCUCCAGGUCUACCGCCUACUCCUAACGUGCCUCUAUCCCAGGUUCAAUCUGUAAUGCCCUCACGCUUUAUACCCGGCCCUCAACAGGCUGGUCCCGGUAGAGGCUCCAGUCUACUUUCUAACCAUCAAUUGGGAGGAGUGCAACAGCCACAAUCACAACAACAACAUCAACAGCUUCAUCAGCACCAUCAGAUGGGCUACCAAGUUCCCCACCAAGUUGGUAUUUCAUGGAAUCAACCACAUCCAAUGCUCCAACAGCAACAGCAACAACAUCAGCACUCUUCAAUGACAACUGAACAGCACGUUGGAUUGCCCUUGUCCUCGCCCUCAACUGCCAACUUCUACCAAAGCAAAACUGGAUUGGUUCCUUCAAUGUCUCAAUCUCAACCACCCUCGCCUCAUUCAUAUUCAGUCGGCUUGAUGACCCCAGGAGAGACUGUAACCUCUGCAAAGGCACCGCCAUCGUCUGUAGCUACCGGUGGUUUUUUGGCAAUGUCUUCCGGAAUCCAUACUACGGCACAAGGAACUCUUCCACCUCAGAGCUAUAAUUCUGCCCCCACUAUUGCUAAUAGCAAUGAAGGGGCAGCCCCACUUGCAACCUCAGCGACUGGACUUACAGGACAAAUGUCAUUACUUGGCAGCUCUGGUAAGCUAGUAUACUUUUUAGGCUGA